AAUUUAUAACGAGUGCCCUUUUAGGUAUUUAUUGUACUCAAGGUUGGCCGGUUAAAAGAUAAAAUGGCGAGGUUACUGAGAAGUCCUGUGUUCAUUUUAAAAAAUCUGUCUCAUUCCUAUGGGGGUUUGGGAUGGAAAAGAGGAAGCCCACUUGUGGCCUUCAGAAACUUCCACUUUACUGUUGAAGGCAGGCAGACAGAUGCAAAAACAAAAAGCGGAGAGUUUGGUAGAGACUAUCCUGUUGUUGACCAUACCUAUGAUGCUGUUGUAGUAGGGGCAGGAGGUGCUGGGUUGAGAGCUGCAUUUGGAUUGGUUCAAGAAGGGUUUAAAACGGCCUGUGUUUCCAAGCUGUUUCCAACAAGAUCACACACAGUUGCUGCUCAGGGAGGUAUUAAUGCUGCUCUAGGCAACAUGGAACCUGAUAACUGGAAGUGGCACAUGUAUGAUACAGUGAAAGGCUCAGAUUGGCUUGGAGAUCAAGAUGCCAUUCAUUACAUGACAAAAGAAGCACCUGAAGCUGUUAUUGAGCUAGAGAAUUAUGGUAUGCCCUUUAGUCGAACCCAAGAUGGAAAGAUUUAUCAAAGGGCUUUUGGUGGUCAGUCUUACAACUAUGGGAAAGGAGGUCAAGCUCACCGUUGCUGCUGUGUAGCAGAUAGGACAGGACAUUCUCUAUUACAUACGUUGUAUGGUCAGAGUCUUCGCUAUGAUUGCAAUUUUUUUGUGGAAUACUUUGCUCUUGAUUUGUUGAUGGAGGAAGGAGAGUGUCGUGGAGUUAUUGCUCUCUGUCUAGAAGAUGGGUCACUGCAUCGCAUUCGAGCUAAGAACACUGUUCUUGCUACAGGAGGAUAUGGCCGAGCAUAUUUCUCCUGUACAUCAGCUCACACUUGCACUGGUGAUGGAACAGCAAUGGUAACCCGUGCUGGACUUGUAAAUCAGGAUUUAGAAUUUGUGCAGUUUCAUCCUACAGGAAUCUAUGGAGCAGGCUGUUUGAUAACGGAAGGAUCCAGAGGUGAAGGCGGUUUCCUCGUCAACAGUGAAGGUGAAAGAUUUAUGGAAAGAUAUGCUCCUGUGGCUAAGGAUUUGGCAUCCAGGGAUGUAGUAUCACGAGCAAUGACGAUAGAGAUAAGAGAAGGAAGAGGUGUAGGGCCAGAAAAGGAUCAUGUCUACCUCCAGCUUCAUCAUCUUCCUUCAGAACAGCUAGCUUCUCGAUUGCCUGGUAUAUCUGAAACUGCUAUGAUCUUUGCCGGAGUUGAUGUCACUAGAGAACCCAUUCCUGUCCUUCCAACAGUACAUUACAACAUGGGAGGAGUUCCUACUAAUUUCAAGGGACAGGUACUUUCCUAUUCACCAGGAGAAGGAGACAAAAUAGUGCCUGGAUUGUAUGCCUGUGGAGAAGCAGGAUGUGCUUCUGUACAUGGAGCCAACAGGCUAGGAGCUAAUUCCUUGCUAGACUUGGUAGUCUUUGGCAGAGCUUGUGCUUUUACCAUUUCUGAAGAGAAUAAGCCAGGGGACCUAAUUGGAGAGAUGAAACCAAAUGCUGGUGAAGAAUCGGUUGCCAACUUGGAUAAGUUAAGGUAUGCUAAUGGUUCCAUAUCGACUUCUGAACUGAGGACCAAGAUGCAGAAGACCAUGCAAACCCAUGCUGCAGUUUUCAGAACAGGUGAAAGCUUGAAGGAAGGAUGUCGUAAGAUGAGUGAUUUAUAUAAAGCAAUGGAGGAUAUUAAGUUAAGUGAUCGGGGAAUGGUUUGGAAUACUGACUUAGUUGAAACUCUAGAGCUGCAGAACCUCAUGCUCAAUGCUCUUCAAACAAUCCACGGAGCUGAGGCAAGAAAGGAGAGUCGUGGUGCUCAUGCUCGGGAAGAUUUCAAGGAGAGAAUUGAUGAGUAUGACUAUUCUAAGCCAGUCCAAGGUCAGAACAAAAAAAGUUUUAAUGAACACUGGAGGAAACACACUUUGUCAAAAAUGGAUGUAUCAAGUGGGAAGGUUCAUUUGGAGUAUAGGCCAGUUAUCGACAACACCCUAGAUGAGAGAGAAUGCAGUAUGGUACCACCAGCUGUACGAGCAUAUUAAACCAAAUACACUUUUAAAUUUGAAGAAUAAAUAUUUAAAACAAAAA
Molecule: messenger RNA, 2116 nt
Organism: Limulus polyphemus (Atlantic horseshoe crab)
Lineage: Eukaryota; Metazoa; Arthropoda; Merostomata; Xiphosura; Limulidae
Gene: SdhA
Product: succinate dehydrogenase [ubiquinone] flavoprotein subunit, mitochondrial-like
Exons: 16
Coding region: 64-2070 (668 amino acids)
Biological process (GO): mitochondrial electron transport, succinate to ubiquinone; tricarboxylic acid cycle
Molecular function (GO): flavin adenine dinucleotide binding; electron transfer activity; succinate dehydrogenase (quinone) activity
Source: RefSeq, a predicted model, not a curated record